GAAACUACUUCUAGUAUGGAUUAAUUUCUAAAAUCUGAAUGUUGUGAGGGCGUAUUAGUUCCUGUUACUGUUUCAUGGAGCUGAACUAGUAACGUAACGUAUCCCGUCCUCCGUAUGCGUAUCAAGAGUAGGUAUUUAAUAUUUAGGAGAAUUGAAAAUACCAGUCUUCUACACCAUUUUAAGUAUUUUCAUAAUUAAAAAUUAAUCUAAAAGAAUUAAGGUUCGUAUCGAGCCUCAUAGUCAUAAAUAACCUAUGAAUACGACCAGGUAUAUCAUGUGUAGCCAUUGUAAGUAGCUACCUAGUAACGUAGGUAAAGUUAACAAAAAUUUAGUAGGUGUUUGUCUUAUUUGGUGUACAUAAUCAUAGCAUUUAAUUUUACUGUAAGGCAAAAACAACAAGAAGAGCAGUGAUGUUUGGAAUUAAACUAAACAAGUACCUACAAAAAAACAAGCUGUAUAAUGUCAUUUAUGACAUUGACAGAUUGAUUGACGUUUGUAGUUUUUACGUUUGUUUAGGUUAGAUUGAUAGAAAUUUUCUAAAGUGGAAUUUAUCGGAGAUUAAAUUCUCUAACAGUAUAAGGUCGUUUAUAUUCCAUAAAUAGAUUGUAAUUGGCAUUGAAAGACAAAAUGUUGAGGAAAAUUUUCUCAAGAACACUGAGUCCUAGGAGUUCAUUAGUGCGGUGUGUUAAUACUGUUGAUAUCAAUAGGCAAAUACACUGUGGAGUUUGUUUAAGGAUCCCUAGGUAUACAUCCAAACCAAACAGUACCUCACCAGCUUUAGCUACCAAGUAUCAAGUGAUUACAGAAGAAAAUACCGUAGUCAUUGAGAACACUGCAGAGGAAAAUCCAACUAAAAACAGAUAUCCUUUACUCAGUGAUGAGUUUGAUGGUAUCAAUCUAGAGCGAGGUAUAAAUGGUGUUUUUGAAAUCGAAGACCUUGUAGAACUAUUGCAAAGAGAAAACUGCAAGGAUAUAUUUGUAGCUGCCGUCACUAAAGACAUCCGCUAUGUGGACUACAUCUGUAUAGUCAGUGGAAGGAAUAAGAGACAUAUUUUAGGUAUAGCUGAAUUUGUUCGGAAAGUGUAUAAAAAGAAAUGUUUUAAAUCAGACUAUAUUCCUAGGAUAGAGGGCAAAGAAUCUGAUGAAUGGAUGGCAUUAGACUUAGGUAACAUUGCAUUACAUGUCUUCACUGACAAGGCUAGAAAAGCUUAUGACUUGGAGACUUUAUGGUCUGUUGGGGCAGAAUAUGAUGACAAGAUGAACAAGAACAGCGAAGUUGUGGACAUAUUCGAGAACUAUAGUGAUUAUUUGAAAGAUCUUAAACCACUGGGAUCAUAAUACUGUAAUUUACAUACACUGUAUUGCCUCACUAGGACUGAAUUAAAAACCCUUUAAAAGUCUCAUAUAAAAUGUUUAUUUCUGCUUAAUUACAUUAAAGAUACAUAUAUGGAUUGUAUAAUUCAAUCACAAUUCACAAUCUAAAUAAUCAUGAAACAUUGAAUUCAAUAAUUUCAUAUCAAUUAAAUAAAAACAAUUAUCCACAUUAUUUCCAUUGCUAUAAGAACAUUUAUUAUCCAUUUCAAUCAUUGUUGUAGGUUAUCAUAUGUCUGUCUAUAAAGAUACUAAUAUAAUUUGAUAUAUAAAAUAACAAUUUGGCAUAAUUUAUAACUAGCUCAGAAUUUUAAAUGCAGUAAUGACAAUGUAAAAUUAUACAAAAGAACAGCGGUUGACUAAUACAUUCAUACCACAAUCACAAGAUCCUUAGUUCAGUCAAAAUGCAGUUGCACAUACUAGUACACCUAAGUAGUAUACACUAAGUAGCAUAGUUUUGAAAGCAACCUAACUUUAGUGCUUUAUGAGUUAAACCUAACUAUGUAUAAGGAUAAAAUAGUAUUGGAAGCCAAUCAGUAAUACAGACUGUAACAUAUUUUGUGUAGCAAAUUAGCAUAUUAUUAUAAUUCAUAAAAAAAAAUGUUUGGACCACCAACAAGUCUUUCAUUUUAGUGACUACAUAAUUAUUAAAUUUAUGAGCAUACAAAACUUAUUGCACUGCCAUUAUAAAGCAUUUAUGCACAUACCAAAAUUAAUUACAUUUUUAUAUUAUUCAGUGUAAUCUUUAUGACUUAUAAGAGUUAUGUUAUAAAACUGGUAUAAAAUACCCCAUACUAUUGACUACCUUCUGCCUAACGAUGCAUCAUCAAAAUAAAUGGAAAUUUUACAUUUGUCAUUUUAUUAAAAUCAAAAUGUCAAAUAAAACCUAUAAUAAUCACAAUUGAUGAUACAUCAUCAAGCCUUUAUUAUCAAGGCAAUAGUUGGCAGUUGAUGUCAAGUAUUAAUUAAUACUUAAAUAUUGACAUAUUGUAACUUAAUGUUGGAUAGUAAAUUAACAUUUGUCGGGUGCAAAACUUCUAAAUACAAUACAUUCUUAUAAAAUACACAAAUAUUAUCUGUUAAUUUGUGAUUCAUUUUGGAUCUCAAUUUUGGCUCAUGACUAAUCAAUUAUGACAAUAUGGCUACACUUCGCCUCACGCCAGCACCUGAAUUGACAUUGUCUAAGCUUGACCAUUUCUUAAUGCCAUUUUUCACCACUUCAGCAGCUAUUUUAUCUUCCAUCACCCUAGACAUUGCCUCUAACUUUUGUGCUCUCUCUUUACUCAAAGGUUCACUGGGGAAUGCCAAAUCAUUGGCUUCAGCAAGUGUACGAAGAUCAAAAUAGUAUUUAGCAUAUACACUAGAUGGUACAUUGAUAUUAAACUGCAACAUUUCCAAAAAUUGCCUCUCUAGCUCAUUCAUAUCCUCCACGGUGAUAUCUUUUAAGAUCUGGCAGUAGUCCACAUUCCACACAGCUUGGUCAUCCCACACUUUACUUGCUAAUAAGAUAGCUCCCAACACUAUUCUCUUCCAAUUAGAUGGAGCAAUGUCUAGCUCAGCACAUAUUAGAAGGCGCUCCAAGUACACCAAAGUGAUAAUAGCACAUUCAGCGGUUAGCUGUGCAGCAUUGAACAGUGUUCUUACAAACUUGUAUAUUUGUUUGUGCUCAGGGUUAUAUUUGUCAUAAUCAUCACUUACUCCUUCUUUACUAAGAGGGUGCAGUUUCUCAUCAAAUAUGUCUAACCUGCGCUCUGAUGUUCUGUUCUUUAUAUGAUAGUAAAUAGCAAGGGCUACACACUUGACUGUGUUCUUCAGGUUAGGCUGAGAUACUGUACUAUCAUCUAAAUAAAUAGUUGAACAGGAACUGCUUUUUUUGAGCUUAUUAUCAGCGAUUUGAUGUUGACUGCGUUUUCUGGUCAUUCCAUUUUCUAUAGAUGCUUUGGAGCGUUCCAUAAAAAUGGUUCCAGCGAUGGGAUCUUGAGAAGGGUCGAUGUCGCCAUCAUCAGGCUCUCUCUCACUGAUGUGCUGAAUAUUAUUGGAGCUUACUUCACCUUCUGGAAGAUAGUCUUCUAGCUUGACGAUGUCCUUUCUGAUCGGUGACGGACUGCGGUAACAACAGCAACUGUUUUGGUUACCCAUUUUGUAUCACAUACAACUGUAUUAAAGAUUAAUUGUUAUCAUUCUACAAGCACUGCCUCACCUCUAGACAUGCGUAAAUAGUGUGCCGAUACAUAAGAAUGACAUAAAAGGUCCAUAGUAUCU
This is a messenger RNA of Spodoptera littoralis (African cotton leafworm), 3633 nucleotides long. The record is from the annotation of a GenBank genome assembly. Lineage: Eukaryota; Metazoa; Arthropoda; Insecta; Lepidoptera; Noctuidae.